AUGCGAUUGCUAAUAUUAUUUCUAUUAUUCGGAGGUAUCGCUGCUAUUCAAGAUGAUAAUGAGCUGUUAGGUCAACCUGAAAUUCAAUGUAAUACUGAUACUAUUGAUAUGCAAUUUAGAACUCGAAAACAAUUCAACGGUAAGUUUCAGAUUCUUGGUAGAGAUCAAGUAAGAAAUAUUUUUUUAGGAAAAGUAUACGUAAAAGGAAGUUAUAAUCGUCCAGAAUGCCGUGUUGAUUAUAGUUCCAAAGAUGAAUUUGGUCGACCGGUUGGUGGAAUCAAAUUGAACCACGGUGCCUGUAAUAUGGACCGACAGAGAAUGGUAAGGUUUUUAUUUGAUUAGGACGCUUUAAGGGCAUGGGUGAGAAGAAAUAUUUCAUUUGAAAAUAUAGGUAGAAAAAUCUUUGAAACAAUAAGGACCCCAGGGACCUUUUGAAGUGUCUAGAUCUUCUGGUCUCAUUUCACUUCAACUAUUUUUUAGCUUUUUAAGAAAUUGUUUUCCAGAUUGCUCCAGAAGGAAUGAUGUUCUCAACAAUCCUGAUAGUCAGUUUUCAUCCGGUGAGUUUCUUUAGCAUGAUUAUUUUCAGUAUCAAAAAAAUUCGAAAUGUUAUUUUCACAACGCUAUUUUUCCAGCUAUUCCUCACUCGAAUGGACAAAGCGUUUCAUAUAAAAUGUAUGUACAAAGAAGCAACACGCACAGUUACCGCAGCUAUCGAUGUGAGGUAAGCCGAUGAAACUAGUCACAAACCACUUUCCCUCGAUUUCGAUUUCAGUUUUAUUUUUUGAAAAAAAAUUGAAAUUAAAAAAAAACAUUUGUGAUGUUUUUGUUUCUAUUUAUUUUCUCAUAUUUUUGGUGGGUAACAUUGUUUUUUUUAAAUUCAAUUUACAUUUCUAGAUAAAACAUUACAUUUUUCCAGUAACUUGCCAACUGAAUCAGUGCAAUCUGAUUUGCCAAUGCCAUCAUGUAGCUAUACAAUUCGGAGAGAUCAAUUAGACGGGCCUAUUCUAAAAUAUGCAAAAGUUGGAGAUCAAGUUGUUCAUAGAUGGCAAUGUGAUUCGGAAGAAUAUGGUUUACUAGUUCAUAGUUGCUAUGUUGAAGAUGGACAAGGUGAUAAACAAAUGAUUAUUGAUGAGAGAGGGUGAGCCAUCAGAUCUUUGGCAAAUUCUACAAAUUAAAAAAUAUUCAGAUGUCACACGGAUCAUCUUCUGAUUGGAGAUCCAACAUACGUUGAAGCUUUGAAUAUGGCUUAUCGAGAAUCAUUUGUUUUUAAGUUUGCUGAUCGGAUUGCUGUUAGAUUCCAAUGUGAAAUUCGUCUUUGUUUAAAGGAAGAUGGUGGUUGUGAUGGUGUGACUCCACCAAUGUGUCUUUUCCAGGAUGAGAAUAGUAUUCAGAAACAAAUUGUGAGUUAGAGAGAGAGAUUUUUAAUAUAUAUUUUUACUAAAAAUUUCAGAUCUUAUAAAAUUUUAUCAGAACUAAAUUAUAUUUUUUUUACUAAAAAGUCCAUCAAUUGAAAAAUGUCUAGAUUCAAAUCAUAUCCCCAACCCAAUAUUUUUCAGGUGAAACGUAACGCAAAAACAUUCUCGCCAAAAGAAGCUGAUAUGUUUUCCCAAACCGUUUAUGUAAUCGAUAAAGAUAGUGAAGAUGAGCCAAAUAAAGAAGAACUUCGAGAAUUGGCGCCAAAUUCAAUUUGCCUUGCCCCAGAAGUUUUCACAUCAAUUGUUACAUUUGCAACACUAACAAUUGUCUUUUUGACCACUGUUCUCAUGAUCAUUUGCUAUCAACAAUUUUGUAAAACAGAAAUCAAAAAUCUAUCAGGAGAUUAUCAGUAUUGA
Caenorhabditis angaria is the source of this 1832-nucleotide messenger RNA. Lineage: Eukaryota; Metazoa; Nematoda; Chromadorea; Rhabditida; Rhabditidae. The record is from the annotation of a GenBank genome assembly.